AUGGUAGACAACUUAGGCCAUCAUUACCAUGCUCAGCUCCACCAUAAGGCCCGUAUCCAAUAUGAACGACAUUGCCGCACGAGGCCAAAGCUCUAUAUGUUGAGUGCCUACCAGAUUGUGCGCUCACUCUCGAACCAUUCGUUGCAGCAACCGCCAGGGCUAUCAGAAUGAUAUCCACAAUUCCACCCAAACUAAACCAAACGUAGUCAGUCCCAAACUACAACUACCCCAGAAGCCUCACUCAAUUAGCGAGGGGAAAAACUGGUCCCCUAGUUUUGAAGUCGUUCGAUCCAUUCCACAUCAAUCGCAAGGAAAGCAAAACCAAAAAGUAAGGCGAGACGCGAAACAGAAUCGCGCUGGUUUUCCACUUUUAUUUCUUCUUACCAAUGUUUGUUCGACC
Molecule: messenger RNA, 400 nt
Organism: Periconia digitata
Lineage: Eukaryota; Fungi; Ascomycota; Dothideomycetes; Pleosporales; Periconiaceae
Source: the annotation of a GenBank genome assembly